Molecule: messenger RNA, 2417 nt
Organism: Plodia interpunctella (Indianmeal moth)
Lineage: Eukaryota; Metazoa; Arthropoda; Insecta; Lepidoptera; Pyralidae
Gene: Tpr2
Product: Tetratricopeptide repeat protein 2
Exons: 10
Coding region: 109-1596 (495 amino acids)
Molecular function (GO): protein binding
Source: RefSeq, a predicted model, not a curated record
UUCAGGUUCCGUUCUUUUGUUUGUGGAUCAGUCAUCAAAAAACAGUGAGGUUCUACAAUCCAAAAAAUAAAUUGUCCAAAAAAUUUACAUCAUCCAAAAAUUACAAAAAUGGCAGAGUCGGAUGUAGUAGAUUUGGAUUUAACAAUUGAAGAUUUAAUUCCCAAGAGUCCAGAAAGAUUGGCCGAAGAAAAAAAGGAAAGUGGUAAUCAUUUAUACAAAUUCAAAAAUUACAAAAGUGCAUUGGCUAUGUAUGAUGAAGCAAUAAAAUUGUGUCCAGAGAAUGCUGCCUACUAUGGCAACCGAUCUGCCUGCUAUAUGAUGCUGGGCUUGUACAAAAAAGCCCUUGAAGACGCACAGAAAGCUGUUUCACUAGACCCAACAUUUACCAAAGGCUACAUUCGCAUUGCUAAAUGUUGCAUUGCAUUAGGUGAUAUGUCUGGAGGAGAGCAGGCGGUGGCGCGCGCCAGCGAGCUGGGCGGCGCGGAGUGCGCGGCGAGCGAGCGGCGCGCGCUGGAGUCGCUGCGACGGCUGCACGAGGACGCUCAGCGCGCCAUGGAGGCCGGCGACUUCCGCCGCGUCGUCUUCUGCAUGGACCGCUGCCUCGACUAUAGCCCUUCUUGCUCCAAGGACAAGCUCACAAAAGCGGAAUGUUUGGCGAUGCUCGGGCGUUGUCAGGAAGCUCAAGAAAUUGCGAAUGACUCUUUACGAUUUGAUAGUCUCGAUGCUGAGGCCAUUUAUGUUCGAGGACUGUGUCUUUACUUUGAGGAUAAAGAUGAACAAGCAUUUAAGCAUUUCCAACAAGUGUUAAGAUUGGCACCUGACCACAAAAAGGCUAUGGAAACAUACAAAAGAGCUAAGUUGUUAAAACAAAAGAAGGAAGAAGGUAAUGAGGCAUUCAAAAUGGGAAGAUGGCAUCAAGCCCUCAAUCUAUAUAAUGAAGCGUUGAAUAUCGACAAAAACAAUAAGGCUGUAAACGCGAAACUGUAUUUUAAUAAAGCCACUGUUUGCUCUAAACUAAACCAAACUAAAGAAGCAGCUGACGCUUGCACCGCCGCACUCGAUCUAGAUGAAAACUACGUCAAGGCUCUACUCCGUCGCGCCAAAUGCUACACCGAACUUGGCGAAUUCGAAGAAGCUGUGAAGGAUUAUGAGAGGCUGUACAAGAUUGACAAGAGUAAAGAGAAUAAACAGUUGCUGCAAGAAGCCAAAAUGGCGCUCAAGAGGUCCAAGCGCAAGGACUAUUACAAAAUUCUCGGAGUUGAAAAAACAGCGUCCGAAGAUGAUAUCAAAAAGGCAUACAGGAAACGGGCGCUGGUGCACCAUCCGGAUCGGCACGCCGGGGCGCCGGACAGCGAGCGCCGCGAACAGGAGCGCCGCUUCAAGGAGGUGGGCGAGGCCUACGGCAUCCUGAGCGACCCGAAGAAGCGCGCGCGCUACGACCACGGACACGACCUCGACGACGACGGCUCCGGCAUGGGCGACAUCGACCCUAACGUAGUGUUCCAGUCCUUUUUCAACCGUGGGGGGCAGCACUUCAACUUCGACUCCGGCGCCGGCGGCUUCUCCAACUCGGGCUUCAGCUUCCAAUUUGGUUAACUUGUUGGACGUCACGUGAUCAUAAAACCGCGGAUGUACAAUUAAAUCUAAUUCCAAGUGCAUAGUUUGAAACAAGUUCCAUCCCAUUUAAUCCCAGUCAUUCCAAAAUAUUAAAAUAUCCAUAUCCGACGUGGAUUCCACUUAACAAAAAAAUUAUUGACUUUCAAUAGUAUGCUUUGAACAUCAACUUGGUUGUAUUAUAAAAUCUUUGAAAUUGUAGUAAGUAAAGAUCUUUCAUUAUGUAAGCCUUAUAGAGAAUAAUAAUAAACAUAAAGAAACUAAGUUUUGUAUAGAAUACAAACCAUAUUCUAGUAAUAAUAAUUAAUAAUAUUGACUGAUUUGAUUAAGUAAUUUUAAUUUUCCAUUUAUUUUUUUUAAAGUGUUUAUAUAGUGUGAACUUGUUUAUAUAACGGAAGUUUCCAUUUCCAUCAAUUUUUCGGGAAAUGAUUAUGUGAAAUAUUAAACCAAGUAUAAAAUUACUAAUAUGACUAUCUGUAUAAUUUAGAUUGCCACUUAGGGUCUGAAUUUAAUAUUGUGAAAUAUAUUAACCAGACAAAUGAAAUAAUUCGCCAGAUCUAAUCGAGCAGAACAAGUGAUGUCAAAUACAUACUUAAAUUUUGUUCAGAGUGCGAUUUUAUUGUAGAAGAAUGAAGGUCAGAGCGUUCAGCCGAAACAUACUCUUGUGAACAAAUAAACAUCUUAAAUAUGCGUUUGUAAGAAGUUAUUUUUGAUCUGGAAGAAGGAAACUUCCCAUAUUCUAGCAUCCAUAAAGAUAUAGGUUAUAGUGUUAUUGGUAUUAUAUUAUUAAAUGCAAAAUUGAA